AUGGGAAGUGGAGAGUAUGGAGGUGGUGGAGGAGAGAGAUUCUCCCAUUCUGGCUACGAGCUGGAAGGCCCCAUCACCGCCAUCCGUGUCCGGGUCAACAGAUACUUCAUCGUAGGUCUCCAGGUACGCUACGGCAAGGUGUGGAGCGACUACGUGGGCGGCUCCCAGGGGGACCUGGAGGAGAUCUUCCUGCACCCUGGGGAGUCCGUGAUCCAGCCUAGUCUCCAGGUACGCUACGGCAAGGUGUGGAGCGACUACGUGGGCGGCUCCCAGGGGGACCUGGAGGAGAUCUUCCUGCACCCUGGGGAGUCUGUGAUCCAGGUGUCUGGCAAGUAUAAGCACUACUUGAGGAAGCUGGUCUUCGUGACAGACAAGGGCCGCUACCUGCCUUUUGGGAAAGACACAGGCACGAGUUUCAACGCUGUCCCCUUGUACCCCAACACUGUGCUGCGGUUCAUCAGUGGCCGCGCCGGCGCCCUCAUCAAUGCCAUUGGCCUGCACUGGGAUGCCUACCCCAGUGACUGAGGCAGCUGCUGAUCCUCAGCUCGUCCCAGGCCCCGCCCGCAGUGGGGGUGUUGACAAAGUCUUCACCGCUAACCUCAUCCACAUGGCAAAAUAAAAACAAU
Molecule: messenger RNA, 626 nt
Organism: Ailuropoda melanoleuca (giant panda)
Lineage: Eukaryota; Metazoa; Chordata; Mammalia; Carnivora; Ursidae
Product: zymogen granule membrane protein 16-like
Exons: 4
Coding region: 1-525 (174 amino acids)
Source: RefSeq, a predicted model, not a curated record